CUCAGCUGGGGAAAUACGUACGUGUGGAUAAAGCCGCAUUUCGAGAGAAGAGGGGUGGGCAGUGAGCAGUGCAGUGCACCAUGGCAGAGCCAGAGCUAGAGGCAAUGGCCUCUGGAGCAGGGACACGUCUUGGAGCCCCAGAGACUCUUGGCAUCAGUACGUUGGACCCCGGGCACAGACCGCCACCCAUGCCCCCCGGACGACAUGUCACCAUCAGGGUCCGUAUGCUGGAUGACACAGAGGAGCUCUUUGAUAUCUCGCAAAAAGCCUCAGGCAAGGUGCUGUUCGACCUGGUGUGUUCCCACAUGAACCUUAUCGAGGGUGACUACUUCGGGCUGGAGUUUCAGAAUCAUCAAAAGAUGAUGGUUUGGAUAGACCAUAUCAAGCCCAUUAUCAAGCAGCUCAGACGACCAAAGCACACAAUCCUGAGGUUCGCUGUGAAGUUUUUCCCUCCAGAUCAUGCCCAGCUAAUGGAAGAGCUGACGAGGUACCUGUUUGCCCUCCAGAUCAAACAGGAUGUUUCUUGUGGACGUCUGACCUGCAAUGACAGUAGUGCCGCGCUGAUGGUCUCCCACAUUAUCCAGUCUGAGAUUGGGGACUUUGAGGAGAGCCAGUGCCGGUCACACCUCCUCAAUAAUAACUACAUCCCGGAUCAAAUGCCUCUGAUUGAUAAGAUAAUGGAGUCUCACUCAAAGCAUGUAGGUCAAACACCAGCAGAAUCAGACUAUCAGUUACUAGAAGUGGCACGCAAACUAGAGAUGUAUGGGAUUCGCCUCCACCCUGCCAAGGACCGUGAAGGCACGAGGCUGAGCCUUGCUGUGGCACACACAGGUGUUCUGGUCUUUCAGGGACACACAAAAAUAAACGCCUUCAAUUGGUCUAAAGUGCGUAAACUGAGCUUCAAGAGGAAACGUUUCCUUAUCAAGCUGAGGCCAGACUUAAAUAGUUCAUAUCAGGACACGCUGGAGUUUCUGAUGGCCAGCAGGGACUGCUGUAAAGUAUUCUGGAAGAUCUGUGUCGAAUACCACGCCUUCUUUCGCCUCUUUGAGGAACCUAAGGCGAAGCCCAAGCCUGUGCUGUUCACACGAGGAUCCUCCUUCAGAUUCAGUGGUCGUACACAGAAGCAGGUGAUUGAUUAUGUGAGGGAGUCUGAGUUUAAAAAGAUCCCGUUUGAAAGGAAACACAGUCGGGUCCAACACAACAGUCGGGUCCAACACAAUGUCCGUCUGUCCCCUUUGCCUUCACCACGCCACCAUGAAGUGCCAACAGAAAGUGGUGCUCCUGGGGACAGAAUUGACUCUCCUCCUCGGCGUCCUUGGAAGGAGUCAGUGCUGGUGAGUGCAGAAGACCCUUUUGCAUCGCGGACAACGAGGGCAAGCCCAUCUCAGAGAAAUGGCCAUGAGGACAGAACGGGGUCCGUGUCCAGGACCGAGGAGACAAGAGGCUCAACACGGCAGGCCCACACAGAACAUCAAAUGGUAUCCAACAGCCCUCAUCUGUCCGCAUCCUCUGGUCACUCGCACAGCAUGGUCAAUGGUCAGAAGUCACUGGAUCUGUGCAGUCACAGUCCUGACGGCCGACAGCCUUCACCCCUCACCAGCCCUCUCCUCAAUGACGCCUGUAGCGUUCGCACUGACGAUGAAGACGAGGUUCGCAGGAAGAGGUUUCCAACAGAUCGGGCCUACUUCAUUGCAAAGGAGCUGCUGACCACCGAAAGGACGUAUCUGAAGGACCUGGAGGUAGUGACUGUGUCUUUUCAGAGUGCUGUAGGGCAGGAUGAGGCGACUCCAGACUCUCUGAAGAACACAAUCCUGUCCACCUUCGAGCCUCUGCACAAAUUCCACACAGGCUUUCUCAGGGAGGUGGAGCAGCGACUAGCUCUGUGGGAAGGACGUUCCAAUGCUCACAUCAAAGGAGACUACCAGCGCAUUGGAGAUGUCAUGCUAAAGAACCUUCAAGGCUUGAAACCGCUGACAGCAAACCUGCAUAAGCAGUCUGAAGUUUUGCUGGAGCUGGAAAAGGCAUGCAGGGCGUCCCGCAAAUUAGAGGGUCUCUGCAGGGAUUUUGAGCUGCAAAAAGUCUGCUACAUCCCCCUCAAUGUCUUCAUUCUGCGGCCUCUGCACCGCCUCAUUCACUACAAACAGAUCUUGGAGCGUCUGUGCAAACACUACCCGGCUACUCAUGUGGACUUUAGAGACUGCAGAGCUGCUCUGGCAGAUGUGUCUGAGGUGGUGGACCAGCUCCAGGGAAGCUUAAUCAAGAUGGAGAACUUCCAGAAGCUUUUGGAGCUGAGGAAGGAUUUGAUUGGCACUGACAAUCUUGUUGUUCCUGGUCGGGAGUUCAUCAGGUUAGGCUGCCUCAGCAAACUGUCUGGAAAAGGCCUACAGCAACGAAUGUUUUUCCUGUUCAAUGACGUCAUUUUGUACACGAGUCGAGGGAUGACGGCAACCAAUCAGUUCAAAGUGCACGGGCAGCUGGCGCUCCAUGGCAUGACAAUCAGAGAGAGUGAGGAUGAGUGGGGUGUGCCUCAUGCCUUCACAUUGGUUGGACAGAGGCAGUCGGUGGUGGUAGCAGCGAGUUCUUUGACAGAGAUGGAGAACUGGAUGGAGGACAUAAAGGUGGCGAUAGAGAUGGCAAAAACCAGCAAUGGGCCUUCAUCUGACCUGCUAACCAGCAAUCUGAAUGACAACAAAUGCCCUGAGGAGUCCUCGGUGGAGGCGGAGUCUGAGGACGACAUGACAACAUCACACACCUCCCUGGAGAGGCCCGCCCCUCACCGUGGUAACACCAUGGUGCACGUGUGCUGGCACAGGAACACCAGUGUGUCCAUGGUGGACUUUAGCAUAGCUAUGGAGAAUCAGCUGUCAGGAAACUUACUGAGGAAGUUCAAGAACAGCAACGGCUGGCAGAAACUCUGGGUGGUCUUCACGAACUUCAGCCUGUUUUUCUACAAGUCUCACCAGGACGAUUAUCCACUCGCCAGCCUCCCUCUGCUGGGUUACUCUGUCACCAUCCCAUCAGAGUCUGAAAACAUCCACAAGGACUAUGUCUUUAAACUGCAUUUCAAGUCCCAUGUCUACUACUUCCGAUCGGAGAGUGAAUACACUUUUGAAAGGUGGAUGGAGGUCAUCCGCAGUGCAACGGUCCCCUCCAGUCGAGCUCGUGUCCUGAACAGCAAAGAGUCCCAUCCUCACUGAGUUGGCUCACCUUGUUUCCACACGCCAUCUCACUUGGGUGGCAUAUGCCCUUCCUGUUACCUGGACUCUUUG
This is a messenger RNA of Scomber japonicus (chub mackerel), 3269 nucleotides long. RefSeq names its product FERM, ARHGEF and pleckstrin domain-containing protein 1-like. Lineage: Eukaryota; Metazoa; Chordata; Actinopteri; Scombriformes; Scombridae. Gene Ontology annotation, cellular component: cytoskeleton. The record is from RefSeq and is a predicted model, not a curated record. Gene Ontology annotation, molecular function: cytoskeletal protein binding; guanyl-nucleotide exchange factor activity. The transcript is spliced from 27 exons. The coding region runs from base 81 to 3197 and encodes 1038 amino acids.